AUGUCGACUUACAAUAACUGUGCUCGCUACACUACGGGCCGUCGACCAGCAGCAGCGCCUGCAGAUAGCAUUACUCCAGAACUUGCCCUUGCCCAACUUAUGUCCCUUCUCGACCCCAUAAUAAAUGCUGCCGCCUCCUCGUCUCGAGCCCCUAAACCACCAGUACAUAAAACACCUACGUAUCGCACCGUAUUCACGCCAAGAUUUGAUGUGCAGGAAACAGCUGUUGAGUAUGUUCUCGAGGGAGAGUUUCCAGGGCUGAGCAACAAAUCGAAGCUAGAUAUCCAGUUCACAGAUCACAAGACACUCUCAGUGCGGGGUGUGUUAGAGAAGAAAGUUCUUGAGCAGAAUGUUUCACCCAAAGAGGAAACUAGCUCUGCUAGCUUGGAAAAAAAAUCGUUGAAUCCAACAGUCGAAGAUACAGAUGACGAAUCGGACAAUGCUUCUACGGAUUCGUUCGAGAUUAUCGAUAAACCCUCGCCCUCCUCUUGCUCAAAGAAGUCGUGUGAAAGGCCAUCGGGACCAGCUCCGAUCUCAACAAAGAAGAUCGUUAUUGAGAACACCCCUACCAACAAAGUAAAAACAUGGGUGUCGGAGCGUGCAUUUGGACCAUUUCAGAGAACUUUCUCUUUUCCGGGAGUGAUCGAUAUUGAGGAUGUCAGUGCUAGUUUGGAAGCUGGGUUGUUGAGAAUCAGGGUACCGAAGAAGACACAACUCACCACAAGGAAGAUCACAAUCGUUUAA
Molecule: messenger RNA, 744 nt
Organism: Morchella importuna
Lineage: Eukaryota; Fungi; Ascomycota; Pezizomycetes; Pezizales; Morchellaceae
Exons: 1
Coding region: 1-744 (247 amino acids)
Biological process (GO): protein folding; response to hydrogen peroxide; response to heat
Source: RefSeq, a predicted model, not a curated record